Molecule: messenger RNA, 871 nt
Organism: Leguminivora glycinivorella
Lineage: Eukaryota; Metazoa; Arthropoda; Insecta; Lepidoptera; Tortricidae
Product: mediator of DNA damage checkpoint protein 1-like
Exons: 5
Coding region: 131-772 (213 amino acids)
Source: RefSeq, a predicted model, not a curated record
UUCAACAAAAUCCACAAUGUCUGCAAUUCCACAAUAAAAAUAUGAUUCAAUAGACCAAAAACCAUCUUACCUCAAAAACUGUUUAAUAUUUGGGCCUUCAGUACCAUAUAGCUACUUACCAAAUUCAAUCAUGAGUAGGAGAAAUAAUAAAAAACUGAACUUGAAAGGAAAAAGCUUAUUGGUGGCUCCAGAACACGGGCUUCUCAAUGAAACGGACUCUGACAACUCUGUUAUGUCCAACGACCAAGUCUUCAAGAGCCAGACUUUGGUGAUGGAUAUGCACGGAACGCAGCGGGAUGAACUGCCUGACAAUCCGCUUCCUGAGCAUGUCCAGGUGAAGACCCGGAAACUUCUAAAGAAGAAGCGGACCAGACCUGAUCCAGCUCAACCGGGGCAGGACCCGAGUGCAGGCAGCUUGACCAGCAGUUCAGAAAGCUCCGUCGUGCCACCAGCGCCUGAGAAACAGGAGGAGUUCUUCGAUGCCCAUGAGAGCUAUUACAAUAUUCAAGAAGAUCAAGCAAGUACAACGCCCAACGCUUCCAUCCCUACCAAUCCUCCCCUACCUGUCACCGUUACCUCAAAACAACCAGUGAACCCCGAAGCCCUACGCCUGGCCACGCCACAGAACUCCCCACAGGACAAGCGAGCGCCCGAGACCACUGUAGUAGCAGCGGCCCCGGAGGUUGCUCCGGUCGCUACUACUCAAGACACCGCGACUGGGCAGACUCCUCUCACGAGCGCUAAACCUAUACGCCCGAGCAAUCCAGAGUAAUUCUACGCCAGCUAUCGGAUACAGGAAACCCAUAACUACAGAUAAAAUGACCACCGUUUAAAUUUGACACAAAAAAUAUCACAAUAAAAAUUGAAACAG